UUUUAUCUAUGAUUUGAAAAAAAAUAACUUAAUUGUUAGUGUAGUCGUAGAGAGAGCAGAGAGGAUGAGGGGAAGCAGCAAGACAACGAAGAAGAUGAAGCAAAAGGAGAAGAAAGAGGACGAUGAAGUGGAACAAUUGUUGAGAGCUGCACAAGACGAAAUCAUGUUGAAUCUCUCCGUCAACUCCCACAUCGCUCAUCACCGUGCUUCUCCUUCCACCGCCGAUCUCGACCUGGAACGUCGAUUUCAAGCCCUCAAAACGAAGACCAAAGAUCAGACGCCGCAGACUCUGGUUGGAGUCGAUGAUCUCGCCGCCAGGCUCGACGCUCUCAAAGCAAAAUCCUCGCCUCCUCCCUCCGCCGCCGCUGUGGCUGCAUCGAAGCUUGUAUCUGAUUACGAAGAGGAAAGCGAAGAUGACGAAGAGGUUCAGAUUCAGAAAUUGAUUGAGUGGGCUAAGGAUGCGGCGCGUUUAGAUCCUUCUCCGCCGUCUCCGCCUGAAUCUGAUAACGACGACGAUGAUGAUGAUCAUAGCAAUUAGCAAAUCAUAUAAAUAACUUUUUUUCCCAUUGUUAUUUGUUAUGGUUUUUGUACUGUUAGGUUGUGUAUUCAAUUGAGAUUCAACCUUUCUCUGAUU
Messenger RNA from Lotus japonicus, 634 nucleotides. RefSeq lists its product as uncharacterized. The record is from RefSeq and is a predicted model, not a curated record. The transcript has a single exon. NCBI's taxonomy places the organism in Eukaryota, Viridiplantae, Streptophyta, Magnoliopsida, Fabales, Fabaceae. The coding region runs from base 65 to 538 and encodes 157 amino acids.